Messenger RNA from Blepharisma stoltei, 579 nucleotides. The record is from the annotation of a GenBank genome assembly. Lineage: Eukaryota; Ciliophora; Heterotrichea; Heterotrichida; Blepharismidae.
AUGGGGAACAUGCACAGAGGACCUUCAAAAAAUGAUAAGCGGGUAGUUUAUAUUCAGAUUUAUGAAUUAGUUGAAGCCAUCAGAAAAAAACAGUCCAUCAGACUUAACGAGGCUGACUUAAACCUGGAGAUAGAAACUGUAUAAAAUAAUCAGAACAAAUGGACUCUUCUCCAUUUAGCUGUUUGAUUCAAUAACCAAGUCUUUGCGGAAGAAUUGAUUACUGCAGGCUGUGAUAUUAAUGUUCUUGAUGCUGUAAGCAUAAAUUAGCAUAAUGAAUCACCUUUAAAAUUAGCAAUUUUUCUAAAGAAUGAAGAAAUGAAGAAGCUGCUGAUGCAGCAUGGAGCUAUUGAAACCAUUGGAAAUUCAGUGCAGUCAGAAAAACAAGCUUGAAAUAACUUUGAAAGUGUUUUUAGUGAAGAAUCUCCAGAAAAGCCACCUAUGACUGUAAAAUUUAUAAAGGCAGCGGUUUAUGUUGGAUUGAACAAAAAAGUCAGGGAGGAAGAAGAGGAAGAAGAUAGUAGUGAUGAGGCUUUACGAAAUAAAACCUCUGAUAAGAAAAGCAAUUUUAUUAAUAGCUAA